ACGACUUCGACCAUUACGUUUCUAGUUAUAGUCAUUGAUUUAACGGUGAAAUAAAAUUAAAAUUUUUAGUACUAUUAAAAUAGAUUAAUAAUUUUGUUUAUAGAGCACAAUGAAAUACCAAGUGAUUAUUUUUUUAAUUAGUAUCACAAGCGGUCAAUCAUUCCGAAUAAGACGAGAAGAUGAGGACAAUAGUUCUGAUCAGGUUAUGUGCAAUAGUAUAGUGUAUCAUUUCGGGAAAAAUAUUUCCGAGGUGUUGUUACUAGAUUCCGAUCAGCAGUCUUCCUUCAAUAGUCUUGCAUAUGUUGCGCUUCAUUUUCAUUUUACGUACGAUAACAAUCGAGAUCACUUUGACGAUCCAACUGAAUUUGAAGAUGAUUAUAUUGAUGAUUUUUCUGAUGAAACGAAUGAUAAUUCUGAUGAUGGUAAAUAUACAACUGAAGUUGUUGCAGUAAGCACGCCUUCCAGCGAAGUUCGUGCUCAUGAAGUAAUACUUGUUAAUCCAAAUUACCAUCCAUGGGUAUCUGUUGUUACCUUAUUAGAUUCAAUUUUCGAGUUUCCCAAGAAUGUACUUCAGAAAGCAAGUGGUUCGAUCACUGGUUUUAUGGGAAUCUCGAGUAAUUCUGGAAAGUAGCUGUUUAAAAAUGUCGAUAUGGAUAUUAGUUUAAUGUUCCAAGAAGCUUUAAACUUAGAAGGAAUGAUAUUAAUGAAAAAUAAAGAUACACUGAGAGAAAAAAAAA
This is a messenger RNA of Microplitis mediator, 737 nucleotides long. RefSeq lists its product as uncharacterized. Bases 110 to 631 code for a protein of 173 amino acids. Lineage: Eukaryota; Metazoa; Arthropoda; Insecta; Hymenoptera; Braconidae. The transcript has 3 exons. The record is from RefSeq and is a predicted model, not a curated record.